Miscanthus lutarioriparius is the source of this 411-nucleotide messenger RNA. Lineage: Eukaryota; Viridiplantae; Streptophyta; Magnoliopsida; Poales; Poaceae. The record is from the annotation of a GenBank genome assembly.
AUGUACGGAAGGAGCAAGGCUUUCUCUGGCCGUGUGGUGACAGUCAAGACUGUCGAGGACAACAUCCUGAUCCACGAGUUCCUCGAGCAGAAAGGCCAUGGUAAGGUCCUCGUGAUCGACGGCUGCGGGAGCUUGCGGAGGGCCGUCGUCGGCGGCAACCUCUCGAAGAAGGCGCAGAACAAUGGGUGGGUCGGCAUUGUUGUCUACGGCUGCGUCAGGGACGUCGACGAUAUCAACCUCUGCGACAUUGGCGUCCGAGCUCUCAACUGCUGCCCUGUGAGGCCAGCCAAGAAGGGCGUCGGCGAGAAGCACGUCCCCGUGAGCAUUGCAGGAACCAUGGUCUACGACGGCGAUUGGCUCUACGCCGACAGCGAUGGCAUUCUUGUGGCAAGUUCGGAAAUGGCCGUGUAG